AUGGAUCUCGAAAUUAAAAGUGGAGCACUGAUCGAUAACACGAAAUUUAUUCAUAUUCUAAGUAACGUGAAACUCGCGGAUGAAUUUCAAAAUGCGUAUAACUUCGCAAAUUUACGAUUUGGAAUCGGCAACACGCAAUUCAUGGCCAAACCAAAAGACGGCGUUUCAAGUUUUUGCACUGCUCUGACAAAAAGAAGACUAGAGGCAAUCAACAGUUACAACAAAAACGAUCAGGCAAAAAUUAGGCAACAAGAAAAGUCGUUCAUUUUCAUUGUCAGCAAAGCAGAAAAAAAUUCUUCUGAAGCAGAAACUCCGUGGAAGAUCGGAGCAUGGAGUAAUACAUUACGAUCAGAAUUUGAAAGAGACUGCGUUACAAAAAUAAUCGAUAUGGAAAAACGAGAAGGAGGUGUUUUGUCAGAUACUCGACUCGCUGACGUCAUGAGACAGAUAAAAAAUCUUCCAAAAUAUGCUGUGAAUUCGGAGCUGAAGCAACUUGGAGUCGGAAAAGGAAGCUUCUUCUUGAGCCUGAAAGAAUCGAAAUUCCCCAAUCGCAGCGUAUUUUGGUCAAAGCUACUUUUUGAACGAAUGAUUAGUUUUCAGUCAUACGAUCAUGUUUCGAAAAAUACCAUUUUAAUCGACAUAACGGCUUUCCUGAUAGAUUUUGAUGAAUAUACGAACUCCGAAGAUGACAAUGAUGCUGUUACUGUAAAAGCCGAGGAUCCGGAAGCUCCAAAAUUCAACCCAAAAUAUCAUCAUUGUCCGCAAUGGGAAAAAUUGGCCGACCAGCAUAUCGAUGAUACUUUAUUCGAAGAUUUUUGCAAUGAAUGUAUUGAAGAAAUCAUCGCCCUUGAAUCAGAAUCUGGCGAGAUCGUUUCCUUUCAAACCCUCAUUCAAAUGUUCGACAGUGUGAGAAGCAGUGAAAAGUUUAAAAACGCAAAGCACUUGGAAGGAAUCAACUUUCGUGAACUUGGAAGAAAUCUUUAUACAAAUCGAAGAACAGCCGACUUGUACGAUAAGCUGAUGCAAACAAGGAGGAACAAAUUGGACAUUUACAAAGAAAGAGCAAGAGACGCGAUUAAUGAACCCCAGUCUUCGUAUUUACGGCGAAAACGUAAAUAUAAAAUGAUCAUUGAAAAAGGCGACGUGGUCAGGGAAAUAUCCGGAAAUCAGAUUCAAAUUCUGAGGUUUGAUGAAGAAGAGCAAGAAGAGUCGCCUAAAUUGCCACUAGAAGAAAAGUUCUUUGAUCAAGUGUUUCGCCUCGAUGGAACGGUUGAAGUCUUCGAAAGGCCAAAGCAAGAAAGAGAAAUAACUUCAGAGCAAAGGAAGCUUUUUGAUAAAAAGUUGGAGAGAUUCAGACAUAUUAAACUUGGGUCUAAAUCAGGCGAAGAAAAGAAGUCUUCCAGCAAAAAUGAAUCCUCAGUGGCGGAAAGAAUAAUCGCAGACCAUCUACUCGGAGUCCGUGAAAGCUUAUCAGAACCUGAAACUCCGAAAAACACAUUGACUCUGACGCAGAUUAAUGAUAUAACGAAGAAAACGAGAGAUUAUGUUUACGAAAAAGUGCUCAAACAGCAAGAAGAAAUUCGCAAGCAAAGAUUGGAGGAGAAACGAAUUGAGACUGAAGCUAUAAAAAACGACCGAAAGAAGAUUUCAAUGGCGAGACCAGCUCAGAACAAGGAAAUUAAACCUAUGAGUUUUGAUUUCGGAAAAGUAGCGGUUGAAACUCCGCCUGCAAAGAAAAAGAUUCGAGUCGUCAUGCCAAAUAUAAAUUCUCCGGUUCUUGGAGCAUCCAACACACUUGUCAUCAAUACCGAUGACGUGCAGAUCAGAAAUAUCCAGGAUGUAAAACCACGUGCCGCGCAGCCUCCGAAACCUCAAAAAGUGAUGAGAAAACUUGAUAAUUUGAAAGCAAUCUUUGGAAAGAUUAUUGAAAACAUGGAGAGGAUCCCGGAAGAUGAACAGCAGAGUAUCAUGGACACUUAUCGAACUGAUUUGGAAUCGUUCUCUUCUAGUGCUCAUCAAUCAAGUUCAAAAAAAUUUACUACUGCCUCAAUUCAGAAACAUCCCUGA
Oikopleura dioica is the source of this 2067-nucleotide messenger RNA. The record is from the annotation of a GenBank genome assembly. NCBI's taxonomy places the organism in Eukaryota, Metazoa, Chordata, Appendicularia, Copelata, Oikopleuridae.